AUGUCUGCCUCGGAUGCAGAGAAAGGGACACUAGAUAUUCAUUCUCCUCAACUCGCCAAUUUCGUCAAGCACGAGAAGAACGCAGUAGACAUCGAGGUAUUCGACGUGCAGUCUCUUGAGAAAGAUGUGCCUGUUACUCCCCAAGAUGUCGCUAAGCCGCCGCCAGCCCCUGCGAAAUCAGCAAAGAAGAGUACGCCCUUGUGGGUCCUCUGGGUCCUCUGGUACAAUGCGUAUAGGCGUUUUUUCACCGUCGUGUUCGUAGUCAAUUUCGUUGGAAUUGGCUUUGCGAUUGCUGGAAAAUGGCCAUACGCUGCAAGAUAUCCUGGUGCUUUGGUCCUCGGUAAUUUGAACGUUGCAAUUCUUGUGCGUAACGAGAUAUUCGGCCAUUGCUUGUAUUUGUUCGUCAACACCUUCUUCGCCAAGUGGACUCCUCUAUGGUUCCGCCUUGCGUGUACCUCCACUUUGCAGCAUCUCGGUGGUAUCCACAGCGGAUGUGCAAUCUCCGGCGUAGCUUGGAUAGUCCUCAUGGUCGUGCAUCAAUCCAAGACGAAGCAUAUCGUAUUCGAGCUGAAUCAUCGGGUAUACGCCAUCCUGACCAAUGCCUAUGACACUGCAGACGGGAAGUUCGACCACGUCGGAAGAUACGUCGUCCAACAGCAGGCUUUCUGGUACACGGUCGGAAUGUCUAUCUUCUGUUCCGGCAUUGUUCUGCCUUGGAUUUGCACGCGACACGUCGAGGUCGAGGUCGAACUUCCCUCUCCGAAAGUCGCUGUUCUCCGCUUCGAGCGUGGUAUGCAACAGGGUCUGCUUGCUCGCAUCAGUCGCUCGGCUGUCAAGGAAUAUCACGCUUUCGGUAUCAUCUCCGAGGGUACCCAUGAAAAGCACCACUACCUUAUCUGCGGCGUGCAAGGCGAUUUCACUAAGGGACUGGUCAACGACCCGCCUAAAAAAAUUUGGACUCGCGAGCUGAAGUUUGCUGGUGUCUCCAACACGUCGACGCUUUACAAGCGUGGAAUCCGAAUCUGCACUGGAACUGGUCUUGGUGCUGCCCUUUCUACUUGCAUUCAAUCUCCCUAUUGGUACCCAAUUUGGAUCGGCUCCGAUCAAGAGAAGACAUUUGGCCCAACUAUCAGUGGUCUCAUUCACAGGCACAUAGGUCCAGAGCGUCUCCUCCUUUGGGACUCGAAAGUCCGUGGGGGUCGUCCACCCACCAUGAAGAUCUUGAAGGAGGUAUACGACCAAUGGCAGGCGGAGGUUGUCUUCAUCACUUCCAACUACGUGGGUAACUUUGAGAUCCAACAUGGUUGCAAGGAAGCUGGGAUUCCUGCAUUCGGAACACUUUGGGACUUUGGUAUUCGGCCCCAUUUGAAGAGGAGUAACAAAAGGAGACUCAAUGCAAACUCCUUCGCCAGUGUAAGUAAGAAGGAGGAAAGUGUUGCCAAGGGUGUGCGGGUGCACCCAGGUGUGAACGUGAACGUCCCUAAUACUCUUGUCAACAUGCAUUUCAACUGA
Molecule: messenger RNA, 1512 nt
Organism: Suillus plorans
Lineage: Eukaryota; Fungi; Basidiomycota; Agaricomycetes; Boletales; Suillaceae
Exons: 11
Coding region: 1-1512 (503 amino acids)
Source: RefSeq, a predicted model, not a curated record